AGGGGUCUGAUUUUUUAAAAUGAAACUCUUUUGAGAUCAGGGUUUCACCCCUGCAGGAGGUUUCUGAACUACAAUUCCCAGCAGGUCUGCCCAAUCCAGUGGAAAUGAACCACAGCUGAACUCUAUGAAUCUGUGCAAACUGAGAAGGAAGGAGACUUUGAAUAAAUUAACAUCCAGAUGAGGACUGGGAGGAAGAAGUCAUUCACUACAGAAGCUGACAGAGUCAACAGCUUGCACCAAGCAGAGAGUAGGUGGGCAUGGAGAUCCAACAGGAAGAUGGUUGUGAUGCUGACCUCUUGGGUAAGGAGGUGGAUCUCUUUCAGCAGAGGCAACUGUACAUGGAGAUCCAGCUGGAAGAUGAGACUGGGGAGGCCAGCCUGUUCAGUAAGGAGGAGGAGCUCUCUGGGCAGGGACAGCCUUGGACAGAGAUCAAGCAGGAAGAUUAUUAUUGUGGUGCCACCUUCCUUGGCAAAGAGGAGGAGCUCUCUGGGCAGGGACAGCCUUGGAUGGAGAUCAAGCAGGAAGAUUAUUAUUGUGGUGCCAUCCUCUUUGGCAAAGAGGAGGAGCUCUUUGAUCAGGAGCAGCUGUGGAAGGAGAUCAAGCAGGAAGAUGAGGUCAAGGAGGAGUCCAGCCUGUUGGAUGAUGUGGAGGAAAGUGGCAACGAAAGGGAACCACAUGAGAUGUUGUCCGAAGGAGCCCGGCAUGAAAGCACAUCAGGAGCCCAGCAUGAGAGCACAACCUUUUGUUCAUACUGGGAGAUACGUUUACACAUUUGCCCAGUGUGUGGAAAGAGCUUCAGUAACAAUUCACGGCUUUCUAGACACGAAAUGAUCCACACAGGGGAGAGACCUUUUGUAUGUUCACAGUGUGGACAAAGGUUCAGUCAAAAGCCACAUCUGAUAACACAUCAAAGAAUCCAUACAGGGGAGAAACCUUUUGUGUGCUCAGUGUGUGGACAAAGGUUCAGUCAAAGUGCACACCUUAGUAAACAUAAAAGAAUCCACACAGCACAGAAACUGUAUGAAUGCUCAGAGGCUGAAAAGCACUCCUGUCAGAGAACAAGACAAAAAAACUAAUUGGGAGAAGCAAACUUACAAAACCUCAGGGCUGUAGCAAGAACUGUUGUAAUCAGACAGCCCUUGAGGAACAUGAGAAAACACACAAAUAAGAGAAUGCCUCAAAACUCAAUGCUAUUUGAAGCGGGGGAAAUGGUUCCGCUGCAGUACACGUCAUGAUUUACAUCAAGAAUUCACACACACUUCCAUCUGAAAUCCCCACCUCACCCACAAGCAGUGAGGUGAUUGAAUGGGGUGUACUUUGAGUAUCCUGAAUUUUUGAAUGUUAGAAGGUACUUUCGUGAGUUGGGACCUGUUAGUAGUUGCCCUAUGAGAACCUCCCCGUAUAUGCUCUUAUAGUUCACUGAUGAUUUUAAGUGUAUGUUUUAGCUGGUGGGUUUCAAUGGUUUUAAUAUUUUUAGUGAUCCUUUAUUCUUUGAAGGGGAUACAAAAAUGGAAAGAAGCUUAAAGUGAAGCUUCUGCCUUUGAACAGUCAAUAUUUGUAGGCCAAAGAAUGAACUUGCACCAAGGAAGCUGUCUGAGUCCUCAGACUGUAGCAGAAGUGUUCAUGAUAAUUAGGCUGGAUUAUUCAGAUAAAUUGUAAAGGAAAGCUGAAUUCACAUAGAAACUUUGAAAGUUUCUGUUUCUGUUGAAAUGGACAGUAGAUCUGCUUAAUUAACAUUCAAUACACUAGCUUUCUCUAUUUUAUUUAGUCAUUGCUUUAUAUAGGUAUUGGAAUGCAUUUGCUCUGGUUAAUAAUAAAUUUUGUGUAUCUUCUUA
Molecule: messenger RNA, 1835 nt
Organism: Hemicordylus capensis (graceful crag lizard)
Lineage: Eukaryota; Metazoa; Chordata; Lepidosauria; Squamata; Cordylidae
Product: zinc finger protein 16-like
Exons: 3
Coding region: 258-1076 (272 amino acids)
Biological process (GO): regulation of transcription by RNA polymerase II
Cellular component (GO): nucleus
Molecular function (GO): DNA-binding transcription factor activity, RNA polymerase II-specific; RNA polymerase II cis-regulatory region sequence-specific DNA binding
Source: RefSeq, a predicted model, not a curated record